CCGUCUCUCUCUCUCACUUCAGUCAGACUCCGUCCUCGAGCAGAAGAGCAGACACAGAUCCACCGGAGAACCUCCUGAACCCUCCAGAUGAUCAUGAGAGUCCUGAGUGCUUUGCUCCUCGUGAGUGCUGCCGCAGCGUCUGUGAGAGGAGACACAAACUUCACAGCAGAGCCUCACAGCGCUCCUCCUGUAAAGACGGUGUUGAAGUCCAGCUUCCAUCUGUAUUAUGAGGGGAGCGUUUUUGAGGAGACCUGCACCGUGGUCCCAUUCCGGUCCGAAAGCCUCCACAGAUGCGCCUACAACCGAAGCGACCCGCUGGUGCUGAUCAUACACGGCUGGAGGCUGAAUGGACUCAUGGAGCCGUGGAUCUUCAGACUGGCUUCUGCGCUGAAGGUUCGUCUGGGGCAGGUCAACGUGCUCAUCAGCGACUGGAGGAAGCUGGCGCUUCAGCCGUAUCCAAUCGCAGCUAAGAACAGCAGACAGGUGGGGCGGGACGUGGCCAUGCUGCUCAAAUGGCUAGAGGAAGUGGCGCAGCUCUCCAUGAAUGAUGUCCAUCUGAUUGGCUACAGUCUGGGAGCACAUGUGGCCGGAUUCGCAGGAAGUCAUUUCAGAGGACUGAGGAAAGUGGGCCGCAUUACAGGUCUGGAUCCAGCCGGGCCGCACUUUGAAGGUCAGCCAUCAUUUGACCGACUGUCUCCGGAUGACGCUCAGUUUGUGGACGCCAUCCACACCUUCACCGGCUCCAGUCUCAUGCCAGGACUGGGAAUAAAGCAGAGCGUCGCUCACGUGGACUUCUACCCCAACGGAGGCUCCUUUCAGCCCGGCUGCCAGAUGCUGGACAUUUACAGCAACGUCUUCCAGUACGGCCUGCAAGGUGUUCCCAAGACCAUUAGAUGUGCCCAUGAGCGCGCUCUCAAUCUCUUCACCGACUCCCUCAUCAACACCAGCCAGCCAAUAAUAGGCUUCCGUUGCCGUGAUGACAGCACCUUCAACAAAGGCCUGUGUCUGGACUGCAAACAGAUGCGCUGCAACACACUGGGCUUCGACGUGCGGCGUGAGCAUUUGGGGAGGAGCGCUGAAGGCCUGUACCUCAGGACCGGCUCAUUGGCGCCCUACAGAGUGUUUCACUACCAGAUCAAAGUCCUGCUGAAGAACCUGAUCCAGCCCGUCGAGGCCUCGCUGUCCCUCUUACUCAAGGGGACCGGAGGAGAGAGCCCACAACUACCCAUAAUCCUGCAUCAGGAGAGUGGUGGUCUGAAGUCCUUCACGUCUCUGCUGGUGGUAUCGUCUGACCUGGGUCAGCUCAGCUCCGUGCGGCUGGUCUGGAAGGAUGAACUGGUCUGGUCCAGCUGGAUGAGGCGCGUCAGGAACAUCAUGAGCUGGAAUGGCUCUGAUCAGGACGUGGAGCUCAGCGUGUGGAGGAUCCUUAUCAAAUCAGGAGAGAAGCAGGAGACGUGCUGGUUCUGUGGCGUCUCUGGUGAAGCGUCUCGUCUCAGGAUCUCGGAGGAGCAGGAGUUCACUCGCUGUCCGGACACACACAGCAGCGCUUCAACCCAGUCGGUUUAUUAAUGCACUUACAGUACAUCUCUCUGCACAAAACCUGAUGAAAUCUCACAUAAAAAUCUUCAAACUGAACAAAAAUGUAGGUACUGUAUAAAACACAGUGAACAUUAACAGACAGCCGUAUUAAACUUUUUUUUUUAAUCAGUUUUUUUCAUUCGUUUCUCAAUUUUAGUGUUUGGCCUAUUUUCACCUACAACAUCUGGACUCAAUUAAGAGGUUUUUUCAGUGCACUUUUCCUCUAUGAAGUUUCACCAAGACUAAGUAAAAAUGAAAUAAAGUUGAAAAACAGGCAAAUAUUGAGAUCUCCCCCAGUCCACCGAACCGGUUUCUUCCUCGCUGCGGUCGGCCUGGACUCCACAAACACAAACACAAAAGUACAGUAUCAAAAUGUAGCUUCAAAUCGAGCAGAAAUCCUCCAGUUACUGUACAGAGUUCACAUGAGAGGAAGUGGACAGUCAGACGAUGAUGAUGAUGAUGAUGAAGAUGUGUUUCUGUCAGUCUGUAAACUAAACAUGUUAAUGUGACCGUUAGUACCGUAAGAAUCCUCUUCACUGGGAGACGAAUGCUUUCCCAUGAUGCUCAGCUACAUCAGUCUUCUCAAACGAUCGUUUAUAAAGGUU
Molecule: messenger RNA, 2183 nt
Organism: Carassius gibelio (silver crucian carp)
Lineage: Eukaryota; Metazoa; Chordata; Actinopteri; Cypriniformes; Cyprinidae
Product: hepatic triacylglycerol lipase-like
Exons: 9
Coding region: 88-1569 (493 amino acids)
Biological process (GO): lipid metabolic process
Molecular function (GO): triacylglycerol lipase activity; apolipoprotein binding
Source: RefSeq, a predicted model, not a curated record